UCAAUGUCUACCGUACAUGUAAUCUAAGCCAUUGCCUCCAAUGUGACGGCAUCGCUGCUGUGAAUCCUCCGAUACAGCCAAGACACUGUGGGAGACCUAUGGAAACUUGGGUAGUUGUAUCUCGUACAGUGAGGAUUGAAACAGCGCUGGAGUUACAGUAUCGUGAAGACAACUUUCGUUAUUAGCAUAAGUGUUGAUGUAUUUUGAGUUUACCUAUAUGUGCUAUAGUUUCACACCUGUUAAAUGAACAGGUGAUGCAGUACACGUGUAAUGACAGUUGAGGAGCUACAGGUGUGAGAAAUGCUCGGUAUGAAAGAAAUCACAGGUGUGUGAGCGGGACCAUCAGAAACUGAAGACAGAUUGAUGUGUUUAAGUUAAAUGUAAAUGUUAUUACGGAACAAGCAUAGAUACUUCUGAGGAUACGGAGAUAGUAUACAACUUUCCAACUAAAACCACACGUGUCUGCUGUCAAGAUAAACGUCGGAAAAACACAGCCGUGGGAUAUAUAUUCAAUGGACGUCUCCGUGGUCAUCUUCGGACUGCUGGCCUCAGUUUUCCGGACAGCUGAUUUCACAGACCCGUGUUCCAUUCCUCUGACAGGAUACGAGAGUUUUAUCACAGAUGUUCCCGAGGACACACUUAUCGGUUCCGUGUUGGGGAAACUUAGGGUAUCUGGAAGGCCGGACGAGGUGGAUCUAAUCCAACAAACCAACGAUUAUCUCCUCCUGGAUCAAGUCAGCCGUAACAUAACCCUCCAGAAGGCGCUUGACACAGACCAAGGAACCAGCACUAUCAUUCUCAGGGUUGAAUGUAGCAUCAAAAAUGAAAUCGAUUCUCCAUCGAUUCCCCUGAUGGUAAGGGUUAUUCUUGAAGAUGUUAACGACAACCCGCCCGUUUUCCCACGUGCAAACUACGUCACCAAUGUGACAGAAGACACAGCUCUUGGAACAAUCAUUUUCCGAGACGCCAUCGCAACGGAUGCGGACCAGAAAGGAGGCGGAAACGACCAGAUAUCUUAUCGAAUCCUCCCCGGCUCUUACUCGAGCUAUUUCGACAUCGAGUAUCCCCUAUAUCCCGAUAUAAAACUCAGGAAACCACUCGAUUUCGAGACUCUCAAACAGCUAACAGUGGAUAUCGAAGCACAGGAUAAUCCAGUUCGUGGACUCAGUAUGAACAACAGUGCCACCUUAACAAUAAUUGUUAUGGACACCGAUGACCUAAUUCCGACAUUCACCUCCCAAUACUAUAAUGGAGAUGUGAAUAUCGAUGCCACAAGGGGUACCGUGGUGCUUGUCAACCCGCCACUCAAAGCACGCGAUCAGGACCAGCUCAACACUACAGUCAUAUAUCAGAUAUACGAUCCCAGUUAUCACUUCUUAAUAAACGAGACUACAGGAACGAUAACUGUUGACUCCAAGCUGGCCGGGACGACGUAUUCUGCUCUCAUCAAGGCGACCCAGAUCGACAACCCAUUAAGAUAUGGAGUUGCCCUAGUACAAAUAAAAGUCGCCGGGUUGAACAUAACAUUGCCUAACGGCCCUUCUUUCCGUCAACGUUUGUACGAAACUACCAUCGCGGAGAGCCAGCCACCAGGAACCACCAUUAUGACGGUACCAGUCACGGUUAAGAACCCUGCUGGUGAUUUGAGCUUCAACAUAUUGGAAAACAUUUCUGAGUUUGCAGUAGACCAGAGAGGAAACAUCUUCCUAACUAGAUCUUUAGACUACGACGCACAAGACAAAGAAUAUCGAUUCACUCUGGAGGUGUCGGAUGGCAUGCAUGUGGCUACCACACCUAUACAUAUUCGGAUAGAUAACGUUAACGACAACUCGCCGGAGUUACUGAACUCAGAAUUCACAGUGAACACGCAACGGGUUCAGGGCACCAUAGUCACGGCCAUACAGGGUCAGGACAAAGAUCCGAACACACAUCUUCAGUAUCAGCUACGGACACAUACGUCACUAUUCGCCGUCAACUCAGUUGGAGAUAUCAGUAUAACCGCAGCACCAAGAGAGCUAAAAGAGGAAAGUUAUCUUUUAGUAGUCAAUGUUGCUGAUGAUGGUGUUCCUCAGAGGUCAACAGUUGCCCUAGUAACGAUCAAGUUCCCACGUCAUCUGCUAAUGUCCCGUGGCUUGUUUGCGAUAGAAGGGACAGCUUUGCUGGCUGUUAUAUUAGGCGCCGUUGCGGCUGUCCUCUUUGUAAUUGUCGUUAUCUUAUUUGCCUAUAUCAUACGUUGGAAACUGUCCUACACGAAUGAAAAACUUACGAAAGUGAGACAACAAAACGGAUUGGAUCCCAAGGGACUGAUGUACAAGUCUGGCAAACCUUCAAUAGACUCCGUUUCUGUCGAUAUAAAACAAAAUAUCAAUGGUGACAUUAGAAAGAUACCGAACACAGCUAUGCCAACAAAUAUUCGAGAAAAUCCGUUAUCAGAUGACAAGAUGCAUUACGGGUUUUCAAAACAAACUAAAGAAAGAAGUGACGAGAUUCAUAUAAACUCAGCCGUUAUUCCGUACGGAAAUUCAUUCAACAAUUACGAAGAGCGACGAGCCAAUCAGAAUGACGUUUUAAAGACUUUCCACGUGCCCGAGGGCAGUAGUAGUGGGGAGAGUAGUGACAGUACUGGUGAUAGUAAAAGGGGUCUGAUGAACGUUUGUCUCCCUAAGACCACAUCCCUGUGUCAGACUAAUAACUUGUCCUGGGUCGACAACGACCGGACCAACUCAUAUGACUGGGAGGAAAAUCUACCACAGGAUAUGAAGAAAUCCAACAGGAAGCCUAAAAUUACAGUCUACUUUUGAUGUUUUACUGAAAGAUUUAUGGACGUUUGAUGUGUGCAACAUAAACAAUACAAAUAUAUACUUUAGUAAGUCAACACAAUUAUGUUAUCAUAAACAAUGCCUGAUUGACGUAUAGAAAGGCUUCGUAUAUCCCC
Molecule: messenger RNA, 2935 nt
Organism: Mizuhopecten yessoensis (Yesso scallop)
Lineage: Eukaryota; Metazoa; Mollusca; Bivalvia; Pectinida; Pectinidae
Product: protocadherin beta-1-like
Exons: 17
Coding region: 513-2801 (762 amino acids)
Biological process (GO): calcium-dependent cell-cell adhesion; cell-cell junction assembly; adherens junction organization
Cellular component (GO): adherens junction; plasma membrane; catenin complex
Molecular function (GO): calcium ion binding; cadherin binding
Source: RefSeq, a predicted model, not a curated record